AUGGAUCGCAUUGAAGCGCUUCUCGGUGACGUGAAAAAAGAGCUGACGGCGUAUACGAGUGCUGUUACUACUGGCCUAGUUAGGGGAAUAAAAAACCACCUGACGUCAUUGGUCGAUUUGGCUAUGCAGACAUCGAAUAAAGAUGUAGUAUCUUCGAUGCAAUCGAUGUCGUCAGGGAUGUCGGAGCUCAAUGACGAAAUUAAAAGACUUUCUACUGUGACGAUUGAUAUGGCGGCUAACUCAACCAUGCACCACUACCCAACAAUAGGGCUGGAAAUUCUCGAUGAGUUAAAGUCAUUGUCAGCAAACCUCAUAGCAAUGCAAAAUACUGCGCCACCGUCAAUGGUAUUUGACUCAUUCCCCAGUUUGUCAACAGAAUUAAACAAUAACGAAAAAACUGAUUCUUCAGGAUGGCGAUUUUUGGGUACGAAGAGGGUAUGGAAAGCUAACUGGGAGGAAUACGACGCACGUAAAUUACGUCGUUUAAAUCAGCAAAAGCAGGCAAUAAAUGCAAGACGCAGAAGGCAGCGUAGAGCAAGAAACAAUAAUACACACAAUGUGUCUAAUAAUGUGGAUAACGGUAACUCCAAUCAGAAUCACGCUUUUAACCAUAACAACAAUAACAGCAACAAUAACAACUACAACAACAGAAGCAACAAUAAUUACAGAUACAAUAACAACAGAAGUGAUAGAAACAACUACAAUCGGAAUAGCAGGAACAAUAACAACCGGAAUAAUAGAAUCAUCGAUCGGGAUUAUAGAUAUUUCGACUUCCUCCCAGAAUUUACUACUGAUAUCACUAUCAAAAAAAUCGAAGCACAUGUUAUUUUAGAAGGUUUAACUAAGUUGGAUGCCUCCAAGGGCUGCGGACCCGACGGUAUUCCUCCCGUGUUUUUGAAAAAGUUAGCAUUAGAACUUACAGCUCCAUUGUAUUGGCUUUUUAACAUGUCACUAGAAUCCGGCAAUUUCCCUAAGGCAUGGAAAGCCUCAUACCUCAUUCCAAUUUUUAAAAGCGGUAAAAAACCUGAUAUAAGUAACUAUCGAGGUAUUGCUAUUAUUUCUUGUAUUCCCAAACUUUUUGAAGCAAUCAUUAAUGAAUCGUUGUUCAAUCAAGUCAAAAAUAGAAUAUCUAAUAGGCAACAUGGGUUUUUAGAGGCCGCUCAACUAAUACAAAUCUAA
Messenger RNA from Sabethes cyaneus, 1179 nucleotides. Its product is annotated as probable basic-leucine zipper transcription factor Q. The transcript has 2 exons. Bases 1 to 1179 code for a protein of 392 amino acids. Lineage: Eukaryota; Metazoa; Arthropoda; Insecta; Diptera; Culicidae. The record is from RefSeq and is a predicted model, not a curated record.